Messenger RNA from Polistes canadensis, 3241 nucleotides. RefSeq names its product transmembrane protein adipocyte-associated 1 homolog. Lineage: Eukaryota; Metazoa; Arthropoda; Insecta; Hymenoptera; Vespidae. The record is from RefSeq and is a predicted model, not a curated record. Gene Ontology annotation, biological process: G protein-coupled receptor signaling pathway. The coding region runs from base 444 to 1859 and encodes 471 amino acids. The transcript has 8 exons. Gene Ontology annotation, cellular component: plasma membrane. Gene Ontology annotation, molecular function: G protein-coupled receptor activity.
AUGUGCGAUAAUUAUUAUCUUCGUAAGGUAGAGUAACGUUGGAUUUAUUUCGCUUUGAAAGUGAAAGUUAAGUGUUCGAAGAAAGAGAGAGAAAGAGUGAGAGAGAGAGAGGAGAGAGAGAAUAAAAGUAAAAAGUUGAUUGAUUUUUCAAUAGCAAAGAAUAUAACUGCAACAGUGAAAUCUUUGAUAAUUUGAUGUCAUUGACAAAACGAGGAUUGCCCUUGAAUAUAAUGUGCAUUAAUUGAGAAAACAAAAUAAACGUAUAAGUUAAAAGUGAGAACGAGAAAGAAAAAAGAAAGUUUUUGAUCUUCAUCGUAGGAAAAUUAGAAGAGAACAUUUUUUCUAAUUUUUAAUCUUGAUGGAUAAGAAUGACGAUAUCUUUCACAUGUUUUUGAAAACAUAAGACAUGGUUUGGAUGUAGCAUAUCCAAUAUACUGGCAAGUAUGUUUAAUGCAGAGCCUGAAUCUGUCUCUGAAGGUUGGCAUACAUACGAAUUACCUAGCACAAUGAUCCCCAAUGCAAGUUCUGGGAUUGAUGAUGAAGAUCACUUUUGCAAGCUCAUAUUGUAUAAAGAGAUUAAGGAUUCCAGAGUUCGUAUAUGGGACGUUAUAAUACUAGUACCGAAUUUGUUAUUUCUUCUAUUUAUUGCUAUAAGAUUUAACAGAGCAAGGCUUAAGUUACGUGCAACGAGUAGUCCAAUAUUUUUAGCAUUUUAUGGACUUGUUAUUUGUAACGUCGUUAUCUCUGUAAUACGAUGUAUUGUAUCAAUGACAGUUAAUGCGGCAGCUACAGUUGGUGGUAAAGCAGACAAAGUGCUUUGGGUUACAGUUAGAUUUUUUUUAUUAUCUACGGAGAUGAGCGUAGUAAUAUUUGGUUUAGCUUUUGGACAUUUGGAUAGUCGGUCGAGUAUUCGUAGAGUAUUACUCGCCACAUCUUUUAUCGCUUUAGCGUUCACUAUAACUCAAGGGACUUUAGAAUUAGUUUUACCAGAUGACACAUUCCAUAUUCCAAGUAGAGACUUUUACGUGUUUGGUCAUGGUGGUAUGAUGUUUUGGUUUUGCAGCAGUCUUGUUUUUACUACGAUAUAUCUUUUUAUAUUGAUAUUACCAUGGACACGAUUAAGAGAACGUUUAGCACUUCCAACACGGAAAAGUUUUUACGUUUAUGCGGGCACGUUGGCUAUGAUGGAUUUAGUACAAUCAAUUGGUGCAGGUUUUUUAACUUACACGCAAAAUCCUGUUGGACUGUGCAUUGUAGAUUUUACUGCAGCAGUUUAUUUAACUCUAUUUACGCCAUUGGUAUAUCACACUUUCCUAUCAGAAUUUCUUGGUGUCUCACAACCUUCAAUAAUGUUUUCGUACAAAGCACAAGUUGACGAUGCAAUGGAUGAAGACACUGUAUCGCUUCCUCAUCAACAGAGUUUCUCAUCGUUAAAAACUGACAGCGAUUACAUCUAUCAGGUCCAUACUCCGUCUAUUCACAUGCCCUUGUAUGAUCCUCAGGCAUCAAAUGCAUCUACUGCAAUGCAUAGGACUUCUCUGUACUCCUUAACAUCUGCGAAGGAUUCUAAAUAUAAUACUACUAAUUCUUAUGACUCUCAAGUCGCAUUAAAUAGAUCACCUGGUAUUAAAAAUUUCGCUAGACGUUUUAGUGCAGAGAAACUUAUAAACGAUUUCGCACAUUAUCCUUUAACUAAAUCGGACAGUAAUCACAGUGUUUACGACUCUACCCAAUUCGACACGAAUACAACUCCAGUGAAUCCAUUGUAUGCAGCAUCUCUACAGAGUCCAGAUAGCAUUACUGGUUACAGUAUAGACAGUCAAGAGACACAGAACCAAACCAACGGUUAUCAACAAUGAAGUUAUUAUUUUUACAAUUAAUCAUAAAAAUAAUAUCUCUGCAAAUAAACAUUGAAAUUCCAAAUAGAUCUGAACGAAUAGAUCUGAAAACUUUGUUUCGAGUAAGAGAGCUUUGCAAAAAAAAAUCCACUGUCAAAGUGUUCCAACAAUAUCUGGUAGGUUUCUGCGAGAAAGAAGAUGAAGAAAAAAUAUGUGUUACAAAUAUCUGUAACAUAAUAGUUAACAUAUAAGAUUCUAUCUGUAUAUAUAUAAAGUAUAAACAUUGAUAGAAUUCUAGUCCUUCUUAAAUAAAAGGAAAAAAAAGAAGUAAAGAAAAGACAUAAUUUCAGGGCCGUAAUGAUUAUUAUAGGCUCUCCCUGUGAUAGGAUACGAAUGUAUUUAUAAAUAAUUCACGACGGCGAUGAUGAUCAUAAUGAAAAUGAUGGUAUAUUAGAAAAAGAACAAUCGUAAAUCUCAAAAUAUACAUUUACAUUAUAUAGAAAUCUAGCCUAUCUAAUAUUAAUUAAUUUUAUUAUUUUUUCUUCAGCCACCCCCCGAUUAAAAGCCAAGAACGAAGAAUGAUCAUGUAUACUAUUUAGGAAUAAUUUCUUUCGCGAAUCUCUUCCUCUUUCUCUUUCUCUUUCUCUAAAACAUAUAUAGAUCUAUAUAGAUAGGAAAACAAAAACAGAAUUAAAAAAGAGGGAUGUCGAAGUGAAAUAAAUACUAACGUUGCGUAACACGUACUUAUUAAUACGAAACAGAAUAAGAACAAAAAAAUGGAAACGUAUAUGUAUACAAUAUGUAAUUAUAGAAUUUGAUUUUAAAUCUUAUUUUAGUCUGUUUGGUUGGAUGUUGUUGAAAAAAAGAAAUGAAUCGAAUGAAAUUUCUGUUUCUCUCUCUCUCUCUCUCUCUUUCUCUUUCUCUUUCUCUCUUCCUUCGGUAUUUGCAAUACAUGCAUACAUACAUGUAUACACACAUGUACAUACAUUCUAUAAGUGAUCUAAUUUGGUAAAAUAUAUAUGAUAAAAAAAAUUAAAAUAAAAUAAAGGAAGAGGAGACAAAUAACGCGAUCAUUUAUCGAAAACAAUUUGUCAUUGAUUGAUGAGACUUAACUGACACAAAUAAAAUAUAAACAAAAUAAAACGGAUGAUGAUGACCAGCAUUCGAUGAGGCAAAUUUGAUAGAUAUUCUAUAGACGGAUUUUAAAAUACACUAUCCUCGAUUUUUCCGUCCUAAUUAUCGGAUGAAAUUAUUCUAACGCAUGUUGUAUAAUUGAUGACAUUGAAAAAACAACAACAAAGAAAAUAUCUUUUACGAUUCGAUGCAAGAUCAAGAUUAUAGAACAAAAAUGACGCUGGGUCUUGUUCGCUAUUUUCCUACUUUUGCAUCGAAAAAAAAAAAAA